ACAGUGUAGUAAUAUAUACGGUGGUUCUUUCAAUGCAGGCACGUGUACGUAUUGUGUCUGCUUGUAAUUUAUAAGCCUUAAAAGCUUGUAAUAAUAUUGACUUUAUAAAAGUAUUGACAAAAUAUAUAAAAAAUGGUUGUGAUUGGGAAGAAGAAGUACCAGUCGGGUGAGGGAGCCCAAUUUAUGAGCCGAAAAGCAGCGAUGAAGAAGUUACAAUUGUCUCUGAAACAGUUUCGUAAACUUUGUAUCUUGAAAGGAAUAUAUCCACGUGAACCGCGUAAUCGUAAACGUGCGCAGCAGGGUCAUACUGGCAUUAAAACAUUAUAUCACAAAAAAGACAUACAGUUUUUGAUGCACGAACCAAUAAUAUGGAAGUUGCGAGAGUACAAGAUUUUUGGUAAAAAAGUAAGCAAGGCUAAAGCCUUACGUGACUUUGGAGCCUUGAGGCGGUAUCUCCAGAAUCAUCCAACAUUAAAACUUGACCACAUUGUGAAAGAACGUUAUCCCACAUUUAUUGACGCGUUGCGAGACUUGGAUGAUUGUCUUACACUCUGCUUUUUAUUUAGUACUUUUCCAUCUAUGAAAUAUGUACCCAGGGAUCAGACUAUUUUAUGUAGAAGAUUAACAGUCGAGUUUAUACAUGCUGUUAUAGCUGCUAAAGCCCUUCGUAAAAUAUUUGUAUCGAUCAAAGGAUAUUAUUAUCAAGCUGAUAUAAGAGGGCAAACUGUCACAUGGAUAGUUUCCCAUCACUUUUGUUUCGAACCACAGUCAAAGUUAGAAGUUGACUUCCGUAUCAUGUCGACGUUUGUAGAAUUUUACGUGACUAUGCUGGGUUUUGUCAACUUCCGAUUAUAUCAUUCACUCAACUUGCAUUAUCCACCAAAAUUCACUAAUGCAGGCACCAGUGAUAAAACAUUGGUAGAUGAAGAAGCUUAUGUAUCCGAAAGAAUCAGUGCUCUGAAUACACCAUUGGCCAGUUUAAAUGCAACUACAGAAAGUCUCGAGGAAGAAGUGGACAUAGAUAAUUUCUCAAAUGAAACCGAUCCAUCUCAGUUGGAAGCUGCAAAAUUGGAAAUGACAAAAAUAAAGAAAUUAAAGACCCUGUUCAAGGGUCUGAAAUUCUUCAUUAACAGAGAAGUUCCGAGAGAACCUCUUGUUUUUGCACUACGCUCCUUUGGCGGUGAAGUGUCCUGGGACAAAUUGCUCUUUGUAGGAGCUACGUUUGAUGAGAAUGAUGAGUCUAUUACUCAUCAUAUCGUAGACAGACCAAGUAUGGAUAAGCAAUUUAUCUCGAGAUACUAUGUCCAGCCACAAUGGGUAUUUGACUCAGUAAAUGCCAGAGAAUUGUUACCCGUGGAAAAGUACCUUAUGGGCUGCAUUUUACCGCCACAUUUGUCUCCGUUCACGGACAGUCAACGAGAUCAAACUUACAUUCCACCAGAAGAGCGUGUCCUUAUGGAUUCCGAGUACAGGCUAAAAGACGCGGAAAACGAUUCCGAGGAAGCGUCUGAGGAAGAGCAAUCCAUUGCUGGGGAUAAGGAUAAUAAAGAAUCUGACGAAGAUGUAGACGAGAUUAGUGACCCUGAAGAAGAUCUGGACGAAGUUGAACAAAUCGAUGAAGUUAACGCUGAGAAAGAUCAGAAACGCUUGGAAAAGAAAAAACAAAUGAAAGUCAAGGCGGGUCAAGUGACAAAGGAAGAUCCUUGGGAGAAGGAGAAAAGAGAAAAGCAAGAAUACCGACUUCGUGAGAAGAUGAUUAAGAAGAAGCAUAGAAAUCUGUACAAGAGUAUGAUGAAGGGUCGCGAAGAAAGAGCCAAGGAAAUUUGGCUGUUGAGGAAGAAGAGAAGAAUCCACGACGAGACGGAAAAGGAAAAGCGAAAGGAAGCACGAAAAUUGAAGAAAAGUAUAGCCACGGAUUAGGAAAUUCAUGAAAUAUCAAACAUGAAAUUGAUUUCUAUACUGUGUCCUUGCAGUUUUCAAAAAUAUGUCACUGGUAUGUCCUUCAUGAUCCGCUAUACGAAAAAUAAUUUAAGUAAUCAUACAUGUAUAUCUUUACACCUGUCGAUAUUUGCAAUGUGUGAUUAUGAUUUGUUGACAAUAAAAUACACGUCGAUACGACAAUUCGUCCUUGAAGAAUGA
Cephus cinctus (wheat stem sawfly) is the source of this 2139-nucleotide messenger RNA. RefSeq names its product pescadillo homolog. Gene Ontology annotation, cellular component: nucleolus; PeBoW complex. The record is from RefSeq and is a predicted model, not a curated record. Gene Ontology annotation, biological process: maturation of LSU-rRNA from tricistronic rRNA transcript (SSU-rRNA, 5.8S rRNA, LSU-rRNA); ribosome biogenesis. Gene Ontology annotation, molecular function: RNA binding. Lineage: Eukaryota; Metazoa; Arthropoda; Insecta; Hymenoptera; Cephidae. The transcript is spliced from 8 exons. The coding region runs from base 133 to 1920 and encodes 595 amino acids.